AGCAGAAAGGAGAUAAUAUCCGGCCACGUUAUAAAAGUUCUCCUGUCUUGCGUGUGAUUAUUUUUGUUAAAAAACCCGGGUUUUUUUUCAGUGAAAAAUAAUAAAACGUAAUUUGUGAUUUAUAUAUAAAUGUCUUCUAAUUAAUAAGGAGAUUAGAUUAAAGAAAAAUUUUAUUCUUUUUCGACAAGGAAAUUUAAAAAAAAUGAACUUUUGGUCAGUGUGUUUUCUUUUUAUCUCGUUUCUUGCCACGAUAUUACAUGUCAGUGGCAUCGAGUUAACCUUCGAAUUGCCCGACAAUGAAAAGCAAUGCUUUUAUCAGGAUAUUGAAAAAAAUAUUUCAUCUACUCUAGAAUUUCAGGUUGUAACCGGAGGUCAAUAUGAUGUGGAUGUGACGCUAGAAGCGCCGAAUAAGGAAAUUAUUUAUCGUCAAGUGAAAUCACAAUUUGAUUCUUACACUUUUUCGCCAUCAACGUCAGGACCCUACAAAGCCUGUUUCAGCAAUGAAUUCUCGACAUUUUCACAUAAAAUCGUUUAUAUGGAUUUCCAGGUCGGCGAGGAACAACCUCUGCCCGGAGUUAAUGAACACGUAACAGUGAUGACUCAGAUGGAAUCGUCAUCGCAAGAAAUUCACAAGAGUCUAUCGACAAUUCUCGAUCUACAAACUCAUCAUCGUUUACGUGAAGCGCAAGGACGUAAAAGAGCAGAAGACUUAAAUGAACGCGUACUUUGGUGGUCCUUACAAGAGACCCUCGCAAUUUUAAUAAUCAGUAUUGGACAAGUGUAUAUUUUGAAAAAUUUCUUCACCGACAAGAAACCAUAUCAAUCACUUUCGAAAAUGUAAAUUUAAAUUUAAAAAAAAAUAGAAAAUGUCAUUUUUUUUUCUUUUUUUUAUUGCUGUUAAUUGUGUGUAUUAUGAGAAAUCCUUUUUGUUAUUUUUGAAAUCCAAUCAUGAAAAGUAAAAAAAAAAAAAAAUAGACUGGAUUUUUAAUUUUUUCAUAUAAGAAAAUGCGUGUCAUGUGUGUAACUUGAAUAUUAAUUAAUUAAUUAAUUUAUAAAGAAGGUGAAAAAAAAGUAGACAUUAUUGAAGGUGCUCUCACAUAGUGUCGAGUUUUUCACUUAUAUAUACAACAAAAAAAGGUGUAAAAAAAUCAUUUGAGAUCCUAUAUUUAUUUCUCUUGUAGAACAUCGACAGACUGCAAGUUAUAUUUUUUGGGAAAAAACCGCAUAAAAAAGUGAUUUUAUUCGAAAAUUUGUAUCGCUUUUUUGAUAUCUUGUGUAUGCGAUUUGUAAUAAAUAAUUAAAACAGUUGUUUAAA
Molecule: messenger RNA, 1315 nt
Organism: Leptopilina heterotoma
Lineage: Eukaryota; Metazoa; Arthropoda; Insecta; Hymenoptera; Figitidae
Product: transmembrane emp24 domain-containing protein 7
Exons: 3
Coding region: 203-841 (212 amino acids)
Biological process (GO): intracellular protein transport; endoplasmic reticulum to Golgi vesicle-mediated transport; Golgi organization
Cellular component (GO): endoplasmic reticulum; Golgi apparatus; COPII-coated ER to Golgi transport vesicle
Source: RefSeq, a predicted model, not a curated record